Molecule: messenger RNA, 1812 nt
Organism: Guillardia theta CCMP2712
Lineage: Eukaryota; Cryptophyceae; Pyrenomonadales; Geminigeraceae
Exons: 11
Coding region: 1-1812 (603 amino acids)
Biological process (GO): protein phosphorylation; mitotic cell cycle; regulation of cytokinesis
Cellular component (GO): cytoplasm; nucleus; centrosome
Molecular function (GO): protein binding; ATP binding; protein kinase activity
Source: RefSeq, a predicted model, not a curated record
AUGACGAAUCAGUGUUCAUCCAGACCCCUCUCGGCUCCCUCCUUCAACUCACUGAACUCCAAUGACUCACCCUACAUAGAACACACGAAGAAGGACUCGCGAGGUGUCUUGGUAACCAAGCGAUAUCUCAAGGGAGGGUUGCUGGGGAAAGGAGGCUUUGCAAAGUGUUUUAAGAUCACAGACGUUGAAACAAACCAGGACUGGGCUUGCAAGGUCGUGCAGAAGUCUUCCUUAACAAAGCACAGGCAUAAAGUGAAGUUGCAAACGGAGAUUAAGAUUCACAAGUCGUUGAGCCACAAGCAUGUGGUGAGAUUCGAAGACGUGUUUGAGGAUAAGGAGAAUGUGUACAUCAUCAUGGAGCUCUGCACAAAUCAAACCAUGCUCGAGUUCGUGAAGCGUAAGAAGCGCCUCACCGAAUCGGAGACCCGUCGUUAUAUGCUUCAGAUGCUCGAUGGAGUACGUUAUCUUCACCAGAACAAAGUAAUACACCGAGACCUCAAGUUGGGAAACCUGUUCCUCAACCAUGGCGAUGAUGUCAAGAUAGGAGAUUUCGGACUUGCGUGCAAGCUUCAGUUUGAUGGGGAGCGAAAGAGAACACUGUGUGGAACACCGAACUACAUUGCUCCCGAGGUUCUGGAUGGCAAGAAUGGGCACAGUUAUGAAGUUGACACUUGGAGCAUCGGAGUAGUCAUGUAUACCUGCCUGGUUGGCAAACCUCCUUUCGAGACUGCGGAUGUCAAGUCCACCUAUAAGUUGAUCAAGGCCAACACCUACACGUUCCCGGACCGGCUCCUUGUCUCCGACGCUGCCAAGAGCCUCGUCCGCAGGAUCUUGAAAUCUGAGCCGGAGCUGAGACCGUCUAUCGAUGACGUAAGUGCUGCAAUGCAAGGAAAAUUCUGUAUCCUCACUUUCUCGACAGAUCUUAAGGUCUUGGAUUGCUCUCCAAGGCUCCGAGCCUGCAGUCAGGUCCAGGAGCCCAUCCGACCCGCGCCCAUCCCCUCCCUUGGGUCUGCCGUCAUUCCUCGAGCUUCUACCGCCAUGGACACCAAGUCACGAGCAGGUACGGGAAAGGAAAGGCGAGGCUGGGCUGGGGCUGGGCAGAGCAGCUGGAGGGCAGCUGACGGGGCGGCUCUCUCUAUCAUGCACAACAACAUCAAGCAGGCGUUCAAUGUCCAGCAGGCCGCAGGCAAGCUUGACGUCCCAAGCUCAACCGACAUGCCGCUGCCGAGCGUGUGGGUCAGCCGUUGGGUUGACUACUCCAAGAAGUAUGGCCUUGGUUACAAGCUCUCCAAUGGGUGCAGUGGUGUCUUCUUCAACGAUGCUACGAAGAUGCUUCUCGCCCUUGACGGAGAGAACGUUGACUACAUCGAGAGAAUGCGCAGGGAGGAUGGGGUCAAGUAUGACAUCCGCAAGCCCACAAAGCUCAAGGGACACCCGGCCGAUCUCACCAAGAAGGUGACGCUGAUGGAGCACUUUAAGAACUACCUGGAUGAGACCCACCCCAACCGCGACUCUCCUCUCCACCACCCAGUCGAGAGCAGGGAGGAGGAGCUGGCAAGGGACGGGGUGUACGUGCGCAAAUGGAUGCGGACGAGGCACUCGAUCAUCUUCCGGCUGAGCAACAACAACUUCCAAGUCAACUUCUUCGACGACACGGAGGUGGUGCUGUGGGCUGACAGGCCGUGGGUGACGUACAAGGGGAAGAACAAGUUCCGCAACACUUACAACAUUUCCGACGUGGUGGUCUACCAGGAGAUGUCUAAGAGGAUCAAGUACGUGAAGGACAUCUUGAGCCAGCUUGUAGCUGCAUGA